This is a messenger RNA of Rana temporaria (common frog), 5607 nucleotides long. RefSeq names its product ubiquitin specific peptidase like 1 (gene USPL1). Gene Ontology annotation, cellular component: Cajal body. Bases 235 to 5571 code for a protein of 1778 amino acids. Gene Ontology annotation, biological process: protein desumoylation; Cajal body organization. Gene Ontology annotation, molecular function: SUMO binding. The record is from RefSeq and is a predicted model, not a curated record. NCBI's taxonomy places the organism in Eukaryota, Metazoa, Chordata, Amphibia, Anura, Ranidae. The transcript is spliced from 9 exons.
GGGCGGAAGUGGGGCAGUACGUAAAUCUCUGCCGCCGGAAGUGGGAACGUUUCUAUCACGUAUUUCGCUUCACGUGUGUUCUGUACCGGUGGAGUGGUGCGCUGUGGUCGUGAAGUGAGGGGGGACGGUUCUGGGGGACUCCGCCAGCUGCCAUAGAGGGUACUUUGACAUGUCCUUACCGGUGCUGGCAGGUUACAAGUCAUAUAACACAAAAUAAGCCAAUGGGUCACCACAAUGGCUUCAGAGACUCCUGGAUCUACGGUGUCAUUGGUUGGACAAGGGUCAUUUUUAACUAAGCCUUCACUUCAGAUGGUGGGGUGCACGGGAAAAAAAAGCAGCACCUUUACAAAUCCGCCUGAUGGAUUGUGUCCACUGUGCAAGGCCAAGGGCCAGAGCCAAGUCGUCAAGACAUACCGCAUUAACUUUACUCAAUCAAUCCUCCUCUGCUCUGAUCCACAGUGUAUUUAUCCCCUGGGAUACACCCCCUUGGAUAACAUAAUCACGAACACUUCAGACUUGAGGAAUCUCUGCCCAAGCAAACACAUAAAGAGGAGCAUCUCAGAGCUGUCACCCACAUCCCAGCCAGAUGUGAAGCGAUUAAAGUCUGAUCUGCCUCUCCUCGGUCAGCAAAGUACCAUAGAUGCAGCUACUUCUGCUCAAGCUGAAAGCAGCACAUCUGCGCAAAUUGUGCCACCAUGGGAACAUGAUACAACACCUUCAGAAAUAUCCCAGCGUGGUUGGACUGAGGAUAUGGAGCUUACAAAACAAGAUGUGCCAGAAACAGCAGAUUUAUUCAGUUCUACUCCUGUUCUGAAUAGGCUUUGUGAUAGACCUCUGCAAAGUGAAGAUGUUCAAAUGAUAGACCAGUCAUAUAGCACCAUUGAUGAUAGUAAGAGCUCAAAUACGUUGUUUGAAACUGAGGAUCCAGAGGAAAACAAGGAAAAGGUACUGAAGAAGACAGAGCAAUCUCCUUUGCCUGAAAUGAAAAAAAUGUUAAAUCAUGAAAACAAGAUCACUUUAAAUGGAAACCCAUGCAUUUUGGACGACAGUGAAUUACCUUCAGAAUCAGUGAUAUUUUCUAAAAGCAAGGAUUCACCUGCUGGGCUCCUGCAGGAUCAGCUAUGUUCACAAAUGAAGGACACAGAAGUGUUGAGCACACUUUGCAAUGGAGAGAGUGCUAUGCCAGUUUCUCUGAGUUCUUUAAGAGAAGUGGAGUCGGCACAGCCAUGUGACGACGUACCGAAGAUUCCACAAGAUUCAAGUGAAAACAGGGACUCCCACUUGCUGCAGUGCACAGACAAUGUAAUGCACAACACCGAUGCUAUGGUAGAGGGCAGCUGUGCAGAGGAUAAUCAACACGCAGAUUCGUCAAUACCUUGUAAUUUAAUUGAGAACAGUCAGUCGACAUCAUUUGAAAGUAAAGUGUUUCCUGUUUCAGAACAGGAUAAGUUUGUAGAGCAUUUGAACAAAACUUCAUUAAAAUCCGUUUUUCCGCAUCAUGUUGAAGCUGCUGCUGAAGAAAACAAUAAUAACCCCGUAGGAGCAUUAGAACCUGCGUUUCACUUGGCACAAGAUUCUUGUGGAACGACAAGCACUUCCUAUUUACUGCAUGACCUUCAGCCCCCGUGUUUAUCAGACAAUGGUUCUGUGGAUGUGGAUGAGCCACCUUGCUCUAUGGCUUCUGUUAUGAAAGCCAUUGAAGAGCUCACAGCUGCACCUUUGAAGGUCUGUCCCUUGUCGACGUCUCUACAGCUGGUGGAAGGUACAGAGAAAAUGCAUGUUGAAACAACCCCUUCUCACUCAGUGGAAGAUAGCCAACCUGAAUGUCCUUUAGAAGUGGAUUCCUCAUUUAAUUUGCCUGGCACAUCCUGUAUGACAGAUGCUUUUGUGGUCUCUAGCAGGGAUGCUAGUCCAGAAGAAGACUCCUUACCGGAAGGUCAUUCAUCAGACCAGGGUGAUUUUAUUGGAGACUGCCAGCAAAACCUCUCUGAAACGGACACUACAUCUGCUGUGGUGCAGGACACCCUUCCAGAGUGCCAGUCACAGGAGAAGUGCUUAAGUGAUGUGCCUUUAACCCCUUGUGCUUCACUAUCUAAUCCCAUAGAGAAAAACAGUCCUAUUGUGACCUCUGCAGAAAUAAUAAUAAUGCCCAAUUCUCUGAAGUCAGAGCAUUUGGAUCAGACUCGCGACUGUCAGAAAAGUGUCUGUAAUGGAAUUGCGCCCUUAGACUCCCCUCAAGAGACCAGGCCUGUGCAUGAGGAUUGCUCCCUGAUGGAGGUCUGUAAUACAGUAUGCUCUGUAUCUGAAAAAGAUGACCGUAACGCAGAGCAAGAGAUUGCACCUUUACCAGACAAUUCUUUAUUAGGAGCUAAGAAAUUAAACCAAGAAUCUAUGGAACCAUGUGGCAUAAGCACCCCUCUUUGGAAUAUUCAGGCUGCACUCACUAUGAAAGAUGAUUCCGUCCUUGAUGUCACUGGUUCUUCAUGUAACCUAACUUCUGCUAUGGAUGUGGAUGAUGGUGGUGAUGCUAAAAUUCCUGCCCCCCUGACAAACAGCCAGCUGGAAAACAAUGGAAGUGCCCCAACAUCCUGUUCACAAGCAGAAGAUAUAGUAAGGACAGAGGCCCAUCCUUUGCAUGAUACAGUUACUGCUAUAGAAGACUUUGGUAGUGGAGACCAAGCUGAUGCCCCACAAAUAGAUUCAGCAGAAUCUAAAAGGACCCCUAAGAAAACGUCCUUUGAAAAUACUGUCCUACCUGACCUGUUGCUAGACAUACAGCCUGAGCACCGCAUGGAAGAGCAGUUAUCAGCAGUCCCCAGUCCUACAUGUGAUGCAGAUUUAAUGGAAACCAUGUCUACAGAUUGCAAACGGCCAAAAGAAGGAAAUGUAUUGCAAGUUAGGCUAGACAAACUGGAACCCAAAACAAACGUGAUGGAAGUAACAGACCCAAACCUCAGUAACGAUGAUCUCCAGAAUAGUAUCCAUAUGUCAGAUACUUUGUCCUCACAAGGCACUCUGAGCAAUGAAAGCAUUGAAAGUGGGUCCUUGGACCUUUCUGUAAUGAAUAUAGAGCAAAGUCUGUCCGGUCUUGAAGCCAGGACUUUCGAGAACUCCCAGAGAGUCCUGCAAUGGAAGAACCGAAAAUCCUUAUGUUGGUUAGAUUGCAUAUUAUCAGCCCUGGUGCAGUCCAGAACUCUUGGUUUCUUUGUAGCAAAGCAAGGAAAUGAUAAAGAAUCCCUAAUUUUCAACCUUUUUGACAAAUACAAAAAAGCCACUGCAUUGUGCAAACAGAUUACCAAAAAAAAUAAAACAGGGAGGCCAACAAAAUCUGAAACCUGUCUCAAUGAAGUCCGAAUCCACAUAUUUGACACAUUAAAGCCAUUGUUGAAGUGUGAAUUGGGACACAAAGAGAGUCCGGUGUUUGCUUUUCCUCUGUUCCUGAGACUGGACCCAGAUUUUCAGAAGCUCUUUGUACAUUCUUUCACAUGGAACUUCAAAUGUGAAUCCUGUGGGUACACUUACCAGGACAGGUGUCAGAAAACCAUGACAACUUUUACAAAAAUUGUUCCGGAUUGGAGACCUCUGAAUGCAGUUCACAAUUCUCCAUGCAACAAGUGUCAGGCUGAAGACCAGAGGCGAGAGAUGCAUUUGGAAACGCUACAACCUCUGUUCAUGCUUCAUUUUGUGGAAGGGUUGCCAAGCAGUGAUUUGAAGGGUUAUGCGUUUGAGUUUGGAGAACACUGGUAUGAUAUUAGGACAGUUAUUAGAUAUCACGACCAGCAUUUUUCCACCUGGAUGGCAAAUGAUGAUGGUACUUGGCUGGAGUCAGAUGACCUUAAAGGCUCAUUUUGUAGAAGGCACCAGAAGUUCAGAAUGCGUGCUGAGGCCAUUCAUAUUGUCAUAUGGGAGAAAAGCACUGGAAAGCCUAUUCGGGAAGAAAUUUCUAUGCGUAGCAGUACAACAAAUGUUUCUGAGAUGAAGUCUGAAAAUCUAGCUUCCAUACCAACUGCUGAAAUUGGUCUCUCUGAUCCUUCCAGAGAAUUCACGCAUUUUGCUCCUGAAGCUGAAGAAGUCAGUAAAACAACUUGUGCAGAAUACUUAGCGCAAGUAGCUUCUACAUCUGAAUGCAUUAUUUCAGAUUCUUCUACAGAACAUACACCACCUCCUGCAGUUAAGACUAACCCUUCAGUUUUGCCUUCAGCUCGCCCAGCGUCUAGGUCCGUGACCGAUAACCCAUCCAGUCUCCUUGCUGGAAUGGAGGGAUUUGCUGAUGAUGACAUCAUUACACUGACAUUGGUUGAAAUUCCGGUUGAUGCUACUGGCAAACCAGUUGGCUCUGUGGCACUAAAUUCUGGUGUCCCCCAGGUGGAAAUAAAUCCAGAUAACACUCUCCAGCCUGCUGCUGUUAAAAUGCAGAAUGGUUCUGCAAAGCUACCACAACAUAUUGAUCAAAGUCAAAGUAAACAUUUGCCAUCUGAGCCACCAGUGACCGAUUCUUCUCCAGUUUGUACCAGUCAGCAGAUGCCAGCUCAGCCAUGUCGUCGAAGGGUGCAAACUAGUAACAUGCCAGCAGCUGCUAUAGCCACCAGUACCCCCAACACAAAGACUUUCAGCUCUAAGAAAAGCAUCGUUGACAACAUGAUGGGCACUUUGUUGAAAAAGGAUAACCUCUUUAUAAAUUCUUAUUCUUGUAGUGCAAAUAGGAAAACCACAGCAAGUAAACCAUGGCAACCAGCUACUCUCUUAAAGGAGUCUGAUUUGAAUGGGGCUACUAAAAAGGCUGAUAACUUUGAGGGUUUCCGAAGUAAGACUGUUAAUAACAUUGGUAAAACUGAUGAAUCCAGCUUACUUAUUUCCAAACUUUUAAAAAAUUCAUCUAGUUUUAAUGUCCCUAAAGAAAAGACUGCCUCAUCUGAUAAAUCAUUUCUUGCACCAGCUCCUUUGGGGCACAUGAAACCUGGAAAAAAUGGAUUAAGUUCCGGGAGAAUGUCAGUAAAAGAUAAUGGCCUAAGUGGCGAAGAUAAGGUUAAAAAACUGAGAUUAAAGUUGUUAAAAAAGCUAAAGGCCAAGAAAAAUGAACUAGCCUUGCUAGAGAAGGUGUCAAAAUUACAACAGAAUGGCUCCUGUCCUGGUGAAAGUAACGGAGUUCAGCCAGGUGUUGUAAAUCGUCAGGAGCAUUUGCGUGGAUUUAUGCAGGAGCUACAGGACCAGAUAGACAAUGCAGACAACGAAUCCAUUGGCACAAUGAGUACCUGCACAUCCAUAUGCAGCAGCCCUGGAGAUGCGGAGUUCUUUGCUGAACUUUUCUCUCCAUCGCCAGUAAACAAUCCAGAGAAUGACAGCAGAUUUUUGGAGAUGUUGGCUGAUGGACAUGGAAUAUCUGCGGAGAACUCUCAACAGGCUGCUGGGUUUGAUUACUCCAUGAACAACACUAUCACAGAGUCUUCUUCAGGCGCCAACACUUUUAACCAGUCUUCCUCUGAAGAGCAGUCUUUGAACCUUUUGUCAUCUUCUACUAUGGCAGCAUUGACUGAGGACACUGGAUACUUGGACUCCUUUGAUAUUUUCUAAUUCUUUUGCAGCACUGAUAAACUGUCUUGCAUCUUA